CGAUAUGUAUGAAUGGAUUGAACACAUGUUGGCAUUAAAGGGCUCUUAACUUAAGAGUCUUAAGACACGUGCAGACAGUGUUGACAACCGUAUGAUUGGUAUGAAUAGCGAAAUGAGUGGCGAAUCGACGACACCAUCGACUCCAGUGAAGACAGAAUCGACUGAAGUGUCCGCUGAAGACGUGUUUUCCUACACCAGAAGAGAUGAGUUCACGUCCGAGACGCUGAAGAUUGAGAUCCGAAACCUACCCAAACAUGUGGGCUAUGAUACAUUGAAGAAACUGCUGAAACGUCUGGACUUAAAGCCACUGAAGACGAAACUGAUCGGACGGCCGGGCGCUCCGACCCAUUCGUUUGUGACCUUCCGGUGCGAUGAGGACAGGGAGGAGGCCAUCAAUAAACUGCAUAAGUAUUUGUGGAAAAACAGGGAACUGGUGGUGAAGAAAGCGAAUCCAAUCGCCGACCCAUUGGUUGAGAAACGCAAUGAACGGAGACGUGAAGACAAUGCGGACGCGAAGCGAUUGAAACGCCUCGAAGACAGUGAGGUCUCUGAGGAACAGUUGGCCGACACUCUCAACGAUAAGAUCGCAUCGCUUUGGCGAAUGUCUUAUUCACAACAGUUGACCGAAAAAUACCAUUUAUUAAAGACUUGUUUAUUGAGUCUCAACAAAGAGUUGACGAAAAUCGUGACCCAAUCGGGCGAAGAGUCCACUUCGUUGGGCGUAUGGCUGACACGAGUCACUCACGAGUACGACAACAAGUGUUGUCCGCUCGAAGACAUCAGAGUUUCAACGCUUAUCAAUGGGUACCGAAAUAAGUGUGAAUUCACGGUCGGUAUCGACAAGACUGUGGGCUUUCGGUUGGGGCUCUACAGAGAGGGAACCGUUCGGGUGAUCUCACCGCCUAUUAAUUGUCCCAUAAUUAGCGAUCACAUGAGGAGCGCUAUGAAUGCCGUCCAGACCUAUAUUACCACCAAAAGUAGACUCAAUGGCUUCGAUCCCGAGACCCAUUCGGGGCAUUGGAUUCAGGCGACAGUUAGGACAGCGAGCACUGGAUCUAUGAUUAUUCUGGUACUAAAUCCACAGCAAUUGACCGCCGAGGAGAUAACCCAAGAAAAGGCCGACAUUUUGCACUUCUUU
Oppiella nova is the source of this 1138-nucleotide messenger RNA. NCBI's taxonomy places the organism in Eukaryota, Metazoa, Arthropoda, Arachnida, Sarcoptiformes, Oppiidae. The record is from the annotation of a GenBank genome assembly.